AUGGCUGCCGCGUCGAGCACUGUUGCUCCUGCUCCAGUACCGCUACGCAUCGUCGUCGUCGGCGAUGGCGGCGUCGGCAAGUCGUCGCUCACGAUGGCGAUUCUUCAACGACCCUUCUCCGACGAGUACGAUCCGACCGUCGAGGACGCCUACUCGACCGCGCUCAACGUCGACGGCGUCGAUUACCUCGUCGAGCUGAUCGACACGGCCGGUCAAGAAGAGUACCGCUACGCGUUGGAUCAGACGGCGCAGACGGGCGACGGCUUCAUCCUUGCCUACUCGAUCGACUCUGCCGACUCGUUCGAGCUCCUGCCCGACUUUCUCCACGUCCUGCGCAAGGCCAAGUCGCCGCACGACAACCCGUCGGCCGUCCUCUCGCCCGAAAACGCGCCUGCCGCCCCGUUCCUCGUCCUCGGCAACAAGUGCGACAAGCCGCCCGCCGAGCGCGUCGUGACGGCACAAGAAGGCCUCGCCUUUGCGCGCCAGGCCGGCGGCCUCUUUUUCGAGACGUCGGCCAAAUCGCGCGUCAACGUCGAGCCGGCGUUUCACGCGCUCGUGCGCGCGACGGCGCAGGCCAAGCGGGGGGGCGAGGGGCGAAGAGGGACGGGUGCGGCGGGUCUCCUCGGGACGCUGUCGCCCAGGUCGAGUGCGGUGGGCGGAGUGCGGUACGGGCAGGACGAGAAGAAGGCUGGCAGCGGCCCUGGGUUCCCGAGGGCGCCGACGAGGCCGAGGGACCCGAGCCUCGCAAUGGACCGGCGACGGAGCUUGAGCGUCGGUGGGCUUGGGCGGGACCCGAGCACGCUGCAUGACGAUCGCUCGAAAGGGUGCGGCUGCACCGUGUCCUGAGCGGGCAGAUCUGUCUCCCUCUCUCUCUCUCUUCUGUGUGUACCACUCUCUGCCGCACGAUCUCGCAAUCGUCUAUCUGCAACUGCAACUAUGCGCAUGACCAUGUUCUACUCGUCGUCGUCCUCGGUCCGGGAAGCGAGAGCCGCUCGGGCCGUCUCGAACUUGCUCCUCGCGAGCUCCUGCCAGGGCGCGACCCACAGCGAGCGCUCAAACAGCCUGAGCGCCUGCUCGUCGAGCGCGCGCUCGUCCUCGUCCGUCUCGGCCUCGGCCGCCGCACCGAGCGCGACGCCGCCGCGCAUGCGCGAGCGCCGGCUGCGCAGGUGCGCGUCCUCGACGCCGGGCACGCUCGCGCGCGUGAGCCGGCCGGCCGUCUCGAGCGUCGCGAGGUACGGCGCGAGCGGGUCGGUCGAGUCGGCGGGACCGUCGACGGGCGCCGUCUGGCACAGGAGGUGGGCGAUGCGGGACCGGGCGGCGGGCGUCCAGGGCGUGGCGUGCAGGGUGCGCGAGACGGUCGAC
This is a messenger RNA of Rhodotorula graminis WP1, 1362 nucleotides long. RefSeq lists its product as uncharacterized. NCBI's taxonomy places the organism in Eukaryota, Fungi, Basidiomycota, Microbotryomycetes, Sporidiobolales, Sporidiobolaceae. Gene Ontology annotation, molecular function: GTP binding; GTPase activity; GDP binding. The transcript is spliced from 4 exons. Bases 1 to 846 code for a protein of 281 amino acids. The record is from RefSeq and is a predicted model, not a curated record. Gene Ontology annotation, cellular component: plasma membrane. Gene Ontology annotation, biological process: signal transduction.